AUGGACGGUGUUAGACAUAGGAUCCUUUACAACAUUACCAUUACAUCCCAUACGGCCCCGGAAGACGCUCCGUCCUCGAAGCUUGAAAGAAAUGAAUGAGAAUACUAACUAGGGAACUACUCGGACUCGGGUACGCGUUUCGAGUUGAAACUUUGGUGGCUUAUAGACCCGGGUAAGAGUACUCGGAAACAAGAGAGAUUAUCUGCUAAACCCCAUAGGCUUCUGAAAAGAAGCUUUUUGAAAAUGAACCGUUUAGGCUUGGAAAUUAUCAAAUUUUUGCUUUCCUCCUUCUUUUGGCGGGAAAAAGUUUUUUAGAGUUUAUCAUAGCCGGAUCAUUCAAGGCGAUUGUAUUAAAAUAUAAAAUGAGGUAAAAAACAAUAUUCUGAAAAUUUUCAGGCCUAAUUUUCACAUUUUCUACUAAUUUUUUCUCAGUUCUCUACUGGUUUUAGCAGAUAUCCUCACUUGUUUUCAAGUGUUCUCACUUAGGUCUAUAAACCCCUAAAGUUUGAACUCGAAGCGCGUACCCGAGUCCGAGUAGUUCCCUAGUUAGAGAAUUCAAAGAAUAGGAUGAAAUAAUUUUAAAGAAAAUAAUGAUGUGGACACUACGUGUGAAAUAGUCAUUGUGUCGCAAGGAGCUCUUCAGAGCGCCAGGUGAGAUUGUUUGGUGGGAUUGAUGGUGAAUUUCGGAGACUGAUUCAGCGGUGAUGCGGGUGCGGUCGCGUCUCUGUCCUGGCCGAGGGGGUGGUAACGGAUGGUGUGUGUUACGAGAUGACCGUCCGCGAUGCGAGUGCUACGGCGGACAUGGGGGUCCAGACUGCUUGCUGUCGGAGAGUGAAGAGAUGACGACGACGAUGGAGGCGUUGGAAUGGUUGCCCACGACGAACACAUUGACUGCGGCGGUUACAUGGCUCUGGUGGCGAUGUUCGUAUUCGCGACUUCCGAACGUGGGACGAGAGUGGUACGAUCCGGAUCGGACCACUCGUGCUCCGACAGCUCCAGCGAUUCUGGAGUUGUGA
Molecule: messenger RNA, 1016 nt
Organism: Caenorhabditis auriculariae
Lineage: Eukaryota; Metazoa; Nematoda; Chromadorea; Rhabditida; Rhabditidae
Source: the annotation of a GenBank genome assembly